Trifolium pratense (red clover) is the source of this 3055-nucleotide messenger RNA. RefSeq names its product receptor-like protein 7. The record is from RefSeq and is a predicted model, not a curated record. The transcript has a single exon. NCBI's taxonomy places the organism in Eukaryota, Viridiplantae, Streptophyta, Magnoliopsida, Fabales, Fabaceae. Gene Ontology annotation, molecular function: protein binding. Bases 13 to 2862 code for a protein of 949 amino acids.
CUAGAAACAGCAAUGAGAAUUACAUUAGCUUUAUUCCUUAUAUGCUACUACGGUAUAUAUAUCACUCAUGUUUCUCCAAAAUGUCUUGAGGAUCAACAAUCUUUGUUGCUCCAAUUAAAAAACAAUUUCACGUUUCUUGAUCAAAAACCAUUAUAUUCUCCAAUCAAUCAUGAAAUAAUUAGUCGUUCCACAAAACUAAAAAGUUGGAACAAAACCACUACUUGCUGCAAUUGGAGUGGUGUUACCUGUGACAAUGAGGGACAUGUUAUUGGUCUUGACCUUAGUGGAGAACAUAUCCUUGGCGGAUUUAACAAUUCAAGUAGUCUUUUUAGUUUCCGACAUCUCCAGAAACUGAACUUGGAUGACAACUAUUUCAAUUCUUCCAUUCCAUCAGGAUUCGGCAAGUUGGAGAAGUUGACAUAUCUGAAUUUGUCACAGGCUGGAUUUGUAGGGCAGAUUCCUGCUGAGAUUUCACAGCUUACAAGGUUGGUAACUCUUGAUCUCUCGUUCAUUUCCUACUCGACAAAACCUCAAAUCCCAAAUCUGCAAAAGCUUGUUCAAAAUCUGACCAAAAUUAGGAAAUUGUAUCUAGAUGAUAUAAGUAUAACAUCUCAGGGACAUGAAUGGUGCAACGCUUUGUUGCCGUUGCGUGACCUGCAAGAGUUGCGCAUGUAUAAUUGUGAUCUUUCAGGACCCCUUGAUUCUUCCCUAGCAAAACUAGAGAAUCUAUCGGUCAUUAUUCUUGAUGGCAACAAUUUUUCAUCCCCAGUUCCAAAAACAUUUGCAAAUUUUAAGAACCUUACCACCCUCAGUCUUUCAGAUUGUGGAUUGAUUGGAACAUUUCCACAAAAGAUCUUUCAAGUUAAAACACUGACUAUUCUUGACAUAUCAUUCAACUUUUUUCUCCAGGGUUCAUUUCCGGAAUUUCCAUUAAAUGGAUCUAUCCAUACUUUGUCGAUAAGUUUCACUAGUUUCUCGGGAGAAAUCCCACACACUAUUGGUAACAUGAGGAACUUGUUUGAAUUGGACCUUUCAAACUGUCAAUUUUAUGGAACACUUCCCAAUUCAAUGUCAAACCUUACUCAUCUUACUUUUUUAGGCCUUUCUCAUAAUGAUUUAAGUGGUGCAAUUCCUUCAUCUCUUUUUACACUCCCAUCCAUAGAGGAGAUUUCGCUCUCAUUCAACCUGUUUAGUAAAUUUGACGAAUUCAUAAAUGUGUCUUCUUCUAUGUUAAACAUCCUUGAUUUAAGUAAUAAUUAUCUAUCAGGGCCUUUUCCAAUGCCCAUCUCUCAGCUCUAUUCCCUUUCUAUCAUCGAUCUUUCCUAUAACAGAUUUAAUGAUUCACCAAGUGUAGAUGAGAUUUUCGAGCUUAGAAAAUUAUCUGCACUAGACCUUUCACACAACAACAUAUCAAUCAAUGUGAAUGUUGCAAAUAUAAGUAAUAAUUUCAUUCCUAAUAUUAGGAUUCUUAAUUUGGCAUCCAACAACUUGAAGAAUUUCCCUAACUUCUUACCAAAUCAAUCAACAUUGUCCUUUCUAGACCUUUCAGAUAACCAAUUUCAAGGGAAAAUACCAAACUGGAUUUGGGAACUACAAUAUCUUACAAUUUUUAAUAUUUCUCACAAUCUUCUCUCUGAUUUGGAAGGACCUUUGCAAAAUCUCACUUCCAACUUGAAAGUUCUUGAUAUUUCCUUCAACAACAUUUAUGGAACAAUUUCUCCAUUUUUAAUCACAAUGACUAGUACCCUUAUGGCAAUAAAUUUAAUGAAUAACAAUCUCAAUGGUGUUAUACCCGAUAUGUUUCCAACUACUUGUGCCUUAAGCACUUUGAACUUCCAUGGAAAUCUGUUACAUGGGCCAAUUCCACAGUCUCUCUCUCACUGCUCAUCAUUAGAGGUAUUAGACGUCGGAUCAAAUCAACUUUUUGGUGGCUUUCCAUGCUUUUUGAAAAACAUACCUACACUUAGUGUCUUGGUUUUGCGGAACAACAGAUUGCAUGGUUCCAUAGAAUGUUCACAUUCACUAGAAAAUAAGCCUUGGAAAAUGAUUCAAAUUGUGGACAUUGCUUUCAACAAUUUCAAUGGGAAACUACCUGAAAAAUUCUUCACAGCGUGGGAAAAAAUGAUGCAUGAUGAAGACCAUGUUGUACCAGGAUUCAUUCACACAGGAAACAUAUACUAUUCUUAUCUGGAUAGUGUGACGAUUUCUACUAAAGGUCAACAGGUGAAGUUGGUUAAAAUUCUAAGAAUAUUCACAGCCAUUGAUUUCUCAUCCAAUAAUUUUGAAGGAGCAAUACCAGAGGUGUUGAUGGACUUCAAAGCAAUCCAUAUUCUCAACUUUUCAAAUAAUGCUCUCUCCGGUGAAAUUCCAUUGACUAUUGGAAAACUAAAACAGUUAGAGUCAUUGGACCUUUCAAAUAAUUCUUUGGUUGGUGAAAUUCCUAUGCAGAUUGCAAGUUUAUCAUUCCUUUCUUGUUUGAACGUCUCCUUUAAUCGUUUGGUGGGGAAGAUUCCAACAGGUACCCAACUUCAGUCGUUUGAAGCAUCUUCGUUUGAAGGAAAUGAUGGGCUAUAUGGUCCUCCAUUGAUUGAAAAACUAGAUGGUAAAAGGCAGGACUGGCAUCCACAACCAUCGUGUGGAGCACUAAUUUGUUCAAAUGACCGAAACUUUUUAAGUGUGGAAUUGGGAUUUGUUUUUGGGCUCGGAAUCAUCAUUAGUCCUAUCACGUUUUCGAAACAAUGGAGGGUAAGUUAUUGGAAACUUGUGGACAAAACUCUUUGUUGGAUGUUUUCAAGGAUGUAUCUUGAAUAUGCAACUGAUAGAGGACAAACAUACACAGUUUUAAGGUGGCGAUAUCACUAGUCAGUAGUCAUAUUAUGUUGUUUUUUGUGUUUACUUCUUUUUGCUGAUAUAUGUAUUAGAAUUUUAAAGAUACAUUCUAUUAAGUUUGAAGUAAUAGUGAUAGCGUUUCAAUCGAAAUAAAAAGGGAUGUGUUGAUUUUUAAGUUUUAACUAUACGAAUCAUAAUUCAUAAUCAUAUUUGAAAAUCAAUUCAG